This is a messenger RNA of Plasmodium cynomolgi strain B, 3759 nucleotides long. RefSeq names its product exportin-1 domain containig protein. The transcript is spliced from 4 exons. Gene Ontology annotation, biological process: tRNA re-export from nucleus. Gene Ontology annotation, cellular component: cytoplasm; nuclear pore; nuclear matrix. Lineage: Eukaryota; Apicomplexa; Aconoidasida; Haemosporida; Plasmodiidae. Gene Ontology annotation, molecular function: small GTPase binding; tRNA binding. The coding region runs from base 1 to 3759 and encodes 1252 amino acids. The record is from RefSeq and is a predicted model, not a curated record.
AUGGACGAGCUGGAGGUGGCCAUUUUGUGCCUGUACGGAAAUGAGUGCGCCCGGAUCAGCAAAGGUGAGGCACAGAAAUACUGCGAAAAUUUUCAGAACAGCGCGGACAGCUGGAAAUAUUGCAUUGCCAAAUUUGUGGACUCGAAAAGGUUAGAGGUGAAGUUCUUUUGCAUCCACGUAAUCAUAGAGAAGCUGAAGACUCUUAAGGGAGAAGACCUCCUGUAUGUAAAAAAUUCCCUGUACAAUUAUUUGGAGAGUAAAUACACAACAGCCAAUGACGACCCCUGUGUAGUGAACAAGAUAAUCCAGCUGUAUAUCUCCUUGAUAGAAUUUCUUUACCCAAACAACAUGAAUGAUGGGUUCAAGUUCAUCAUAAAUUUGAUCAUGGUAAACAAUGACAUGAAUGUAAAAAAUUUGUAUAUCAAUUUUUUCCUCAAAUUAAUGAACAUGUUAGAUGUAGAAUACAUAGAUAAUGUGUAUUCUAAAAAAGGGGUUCAACUAGCCACCAGCUUGAAAGAAGCAAUCAAAAAUAACGACCUGCCAAUCAUUAUCGAAUGCUUAUAUUUUAUAAUGAGUAUAAACGUGGAAGACAUAAGUGCCCUUAGCAUAUUUACCCUCUCCAAGUAUGUCACCUGGAUUGACAUCAACUAUGUCGUCAAUGAUAAAAUUCUUGCAUACAUCUAUCAGUGCAUUAAUGGGCAAAAUAAUUCCAUGACAGAAGCUAGCUUCUCCUUUUUAACAGCUCUCGUACGUAAAGGUAUGAAUCCAGUGAACAAAAUUCAGUUCAUUGAAAAUAUAAAUCUCAUAUAUGUGCUGCAAAAUAUUCCAAAAAUUCUUGACAUAUCAUACGAGAUGAAUAAAAAAAUUAUGUUAAAAAAAGGAGAACUCGUAAAUUACAUCUGUCUCGAAUUGGUAGAAUCCAUUCACGAAAUUAAUAAACUUAAGGAUUAUCCGAUGAAUAGUGCAAAAUACAACGAAAUAUGUGACAAGGGAACCGAAAUGCUGUUCUUGAUCUUACCACAUGCUUUAGAAAUAUACGCUAUUGAUAAUUUUUACGUAGCCAGCACAGUAGAAAAAUUUUUCAGUCUUCUUUUUACCAAGUUUAAGACAGUAAUGGGAUCUGCAUCACCUGGGGAAGGGAUUAGCAAUCAACAGGGAACUCUUACAUCCUCUCCAAAUGGAUAUAAAAUCCCACAAGAAAAAAUGAACCUCUUUAUUAAUACACUGAUAUGUAGCACUGUGAACAAAUUUCAGUUCCCUCCUUACAUUGAAGAAUUCUACGAUGAGGAGGAUGAAGAUUUUAUUGCCUUCAAUACCUUUCGAGAGAAUAUAGAAAAACUUUUCCAGAGAUUAAUCCUGUUUAACAAACUGAAAGCUAUCGAAAUUAUCAAGAAUGCUAUUAUUUACUUGAACGAAAAUUUCGACAAUUUGAAAUGGAACACCAUAGAGUCCACUUUGUACGCCUUCUACAUCACGACGUCUAUCUAUAGUGACUACAAAGGGAGUACCGUGCAGUCGGGCGGGGGUGCAACCAGGGAUGCCACCUCCUCAGCAGUGUCCAACACGUGUCUCAGCAAACCAGACACAGGAACAACACACGGGAGUGCUAGUGGAAACACCUCCAAAGAGGUACAAGACUUGCACAAUGCAGAGUACAACAACUUGCUCUUUGGCUGCCUCGCGGAGUUACUAAAAAACAGAAAAAUUCUCAACUGUAGCAAUAGCCUUAUAAAUAUAAACCUGAUGGAGAUUUUCCAAAGACUGAACCCUUUUUUUAUCAAAAAUCCAGAGUACGUAGAACACUCUCUUCAUGUUUUUAUUACAAAUGGGAUUAGAUGCAGUAAGAAUAAGGUGGUAAAAAAAUCGGUGCAUAUUUUUAAAAAAUUUUUGAAAGCAAACUCGGUGGUUAUAUGCAACUACAUGAAAGACAUUUUGCAGAUGCUGGAGAGCUUCUUAGAAAUCCCAUGUGUGUACCAGCGUGUUGGUAGCAAAAGUCGAACAGGCAGCAACAGUGGCAGUAGUGCCUCCUUGGCGGACAUGCUAUCCCUUGACCAGGACUCCAUAAAAUCCAUGUACAAAUAUAUAUACGCAGAUUUGAAUUACACCCAUGAGGAUCAGAACGACAUUUAUGAAAUUGCAGGCCUGCUGCUACUGUACUAUGAUUAUACCAGAGCCAAGAGAACCGCUAAGGGGGAGUCCAACGAGCAGAUGCACCUUUUGGAACACCAAGGAAUGCAAGGAGGAAGAGGUAGCAACGCUAACGUAAGCUUUAACCGAAUGGGCAGUACCAACAGUGGCAGUGGAGAUGCAAAAAAUUUAAACAACGCAGCCUCCAUGCAGAGCAUCAGUACAGACCUGAACACGAGAAAUGAAAAAAUCAAUGAAGAACUGAUCCCAAAUUAUAAAGAUAGGAUAUUUUUCUUUAAAGGAAUUUUAAAUAAGCUACUAGAAAAUCUAGCCAACAUAAAAAAUGUGUACAUUAACUCUUCCAAAGCACAGCAUGAGAUCCUAUGUCUGAGUUUCACCUGCAGUGUCGUCAUAAGAUGCAUAGGUGCAUUAUGCAAAAAUGUAAAUAUUAACAUGACCGAUGAAUUGAUUAACGACCUAGACAAUACUUUAGGAAUUAUCAUCAGUGAAGCGUUAGAAUUGUUUUACAAAAAUUACAUCGUUAGGGAUUCGGUUCUCUACACUUACAGAAUAUUAUCCAACCUCUUUAAGGAACUCUCUCUCAACUACACCAUAAAAAUUUUGCCCUAUUUUUACAACAUAUCAUAUAACAUGAUCAUGACGAAACUGCAAAAGGGUAGUGCCCCUGGGGGAAGUACUUCUAUCAGUGCGGUACCAACCUCACAAGGAGCUCUAGCCACUCAAAACCCAUUACUCUCUUUCAACAUGAUGACCCCAUCAUCACAUCCAGCUGUUGGAACUGGUUCCCCAAAUGAAGCCUCCGCUUGUUUUGCAAACUCACAGGAAGAACUAAAAUAUCUGUUUAGUGAACUUAACGAAUUGGGCGUACUAGUGUGUCACCUAAUAUCGACCUAUAAAGAAAAAUCCUACGAUACGUUUAUUAAACCCUACAUACAAAAUAUUACGCAAAUUCACUUAAAUAUAUGGAAAUGUAUCGUUGUUCAGUCGUUGGAAAUGCAAAGAGAACAGAACUCUGUACUAUCUCCACUCAUUAUCAUAUUAUAUAAUAUAUCAUUAAACAUCCCUUCAGCUAUUCACAAUUUUGUUUCCCUCGAUUUGAUUGCCCUAACACAUAAAGAAUUUUGUCAGGCUUUUUCGAAUGAAGAAAUGGUGAAGGCAAAAUGCCCUGAUGCCAUUACCAGCAUCUUGCUUGUCUCUUUGAAUUAUGCUAAUACGUGCGAUUUGAAUAUCUGUCUGUAUGCAGCUCAGACCAUUUCGAACAUGCUAAACAAUGCUACUUGUUUGCAGAAUGCGCACGAGGUGCUGAGCAAAUACCCGCUCGUCCAAAUCAUCGACACGCUGUGCGUAACGCUCAAGUCCCUGGAUUAUUCGGAUCCCAAGAAUAAGAGGAUAAUCCAAGAGGUGAUGAAUAUCUUCCGACUCUUCUGCGGAUUCAAAGUGAACGCCAACUGUCUGCCCAACAAAAUUCUGGAGAGCGCUCAAAUCUGUUUGCAGAAUUCGUUACUUUCAGUCUUCAAGAAUAACCGAAACGACAUCGGCGUGUUGUUACAAGCCGUCAACGCGAACAAUCAGCAGCAGUUCAGACAAAUUUUGUCAAAUUUUGUUGCGUAG